GGUGCCAUUGUCAGUAAUAACUUGUGUCGGGAUUCCAUGAUGGGAAAAGUAUCGGAUAAGUGCCUUUUCAGACACACGCGGUUUCCGUUUAUACGGCGACCGCAUACACGGAUGUAAUCGCUUCACAACUACAACGGUUUUCGUCCGGUUACCCAUUGUGACAUCAAUAGCAGUGUCGGGCUGGUGUUCAUAUUGGCAGUAUGGAUAGAAAAAAAACUAUAGCUUUAUUGUUUUUGUACAGACGUCGCUUGCGUCGUAGUAGAAAAACAUGGGAAAGAAUAUAUUGGAUUCAUCCAUAUGUUGCCAAAAGAAGGGAAUUAGGUGAUUUUUAUACGAAGUUUAUGGAUCUCCGAGAACAUGAGGAUAAGUUCUUCAUCUACUUUCGAAUGUCAAUUAAAUCAUUCGAUGAAUUACAUGAACGAUUAAAACCAUCAUUACAAAAAAAGAACACGGCCAUGAGGGAUUGUAUUGAGCCUAUACAAAUGUUGUGCGUCACGCUUAGGUAUUUGGCGAGCGGAUGUACAUUUACUGACUUGCACCUUCAGUAUAGACUUGGCAUUUCAACCAUCAGCGGUAUUGUUAAAGACGUUUGUUCUACUAUAUGGUGUUUAAUGUUGGGAGAGUGCAUACCUCCACCUACUAAAGAUAAAUGGGAAUCGAUUUCCCCAGAAUUCGAAACACGAGCCAAUUUUCCUCAUUGUAUAGGGGCAGUCGAUGGAAAACAUAUUAGAAUCAGUAAUCCCUUAGGUUCCAUGUAUUAUAACUACAAAGGUUAUUCGUCUGUAGUUUUAAUGGCUGUUGCUGACGCAAAUUAUCGCUUUGUGUAUGUAGACAUUGGGAGUUACGGAAAAGAUUGCGACUCAUCGAUAUUUAAAAGAUCAUCUCUUUGGACAUCAAUUAUUAAUAAUGAUCACGAAAUACCUAUUGAAAAAACUGUUACUGGAAUAGACAAUUGCAAAUUACCUUAUUAUUUCGUUGGAGACGAAGCAUUUGCCCUCCACCAGCAUUUACUUCGUCCAUUUGGGGGAUCUCAACUUACAAUAAAAAAAAGAAUUUUUAAUUAUCGUCUAAGUAGGGCUCGGAGGUAG
Messenger RNA from Acanthoscelides obtectus, 1088 nucleotides. The record is from the annotation of a GenBank genome assembly. Lineage: Eukaryota; Metazoa; Arthropoda; Insecta; Coleoptera; Chrysomelidae.